AUGGCUGGAGAGGCAUUGGGUUUAGUUGAAACGAGAGGCUUAGUUGGGAGCAUUGAAGCUGCCGAUGCUAUGGUGAAAGCGGCAAAUGUUCAUCUCAUUGGUUAUCAGCAAAUUGGUGCUGGCUACGUGACUGUCAUGGUUCGUGGCGAUGUUGGUGCCGUGAAAGCGGCAACGGAUGUUGGUGCCGAGGCUGCGGCGCGCGUCGGUGAAGUUGUUUCAGUUCAUGUGAUUCCACGACCACAUGCUGAAGUCGAAAUUAUGUUGCCAAAAGCGUAA
This is a messenger RNA of Geodia barretti, 276 nucleotides long. The record is from the annotation of a GenBank genome assembly. NCBI's taxonomy places the organism in Eukaryota, Metazoa, Porifera, Demospongiae, Tetractinellida, Geodiidae.